Molecule: messenger RNA, 2740 nt
Organism: Nyctereutes procyonoides (raccoon dog)
Lineage: Eukaryota; Metazoa; Chordata; Mammalia; Carnivora; Canidae
Gene: OGN
Product: osteoglycin
Exons: 7
Coding region: 196-1089 (297 amino acids)
Molecular function (GO): protein binding
Source: RefSeq, a predicted model, not a curated record
CUCCAUGCAGCAGUUUGAAACUGAUCCACAGCUUUCCUCCUUCACCUACCACUUGGGGCUAAUACACACGCAUGAACUUCUAUUGAGGAAAACCACAAAAAGCUUCAAAAAAGCUACAACGGGAAAAAGAGAGCAUUGUCCCACAGUCAGCAGGCCACUAGCUUAUUAACUUCCAGUCACCUUGACUUUGCUGACAUGAAGAUUCUGCAGUCUACACUUUUCCUGCUCCUGUUUAUACCUCUGACAGAGCCAGCACCACCAACUCUGCAGGACUCACGCAUGACCUAUGAUUAUGGAACAGAUAAUUUUGAAGAAACCUUGUUUAGUCAAGAUUUUGAGGACAAAUAUCUGGAUGGAAAAAAUAUUAAGGAAAAAGAAACUAUACUACCUGAAGAGAAAAGUCUUCAAUUACAAAAAGAUGAGCGUGUAAUGCUACCACCCCUCAAGAAGGAAAAUGAUGAAAUGCCCACGUGCCUGUUGUGUGUUUGCUUAAGUGGUUCUGUAUACUGUGAAGAAGUUGACAUUGAUGCUGUACCACCCUUGCCAAAGGAAUCAGCCUAUCUUUAUGCACGAUUCAACAAAAUUAAAAAGCUGACUGCGAGAGAUUUUGCAGAUAUACCUAACUUAAGACGACUUGAUUUUACGGGAAAUCUGAUUGAAGACAUAGAAGAUGGUACUUUUUCAAAACUUUCUCUGUUAGAAGAACUUACACUAGCUGAAAAUCAACUGUUGAAACUUCCAGUUCUUCCUCCUAAGCUCACUUUAUUUAAUGCAAAAUACAACAAAAUCAAGAGUAGAGGAAUCAAAGCAAAUACUUUCAAAAAACUGAACCACCUCUCCUUCCUCUACUUGGACCACAAUGCCCUGGAAUCUGUGCCUCUUAAUUUACCAGAAAGUCUCCGUGUAAUUCAUCUUCAGUUUAACAACAUAACUUCAAUCACAGAUGAUACAUUCUGCAAGGCUAAUGACACCCGUUAUAUUCGGGACCGCAUUGAAGAGAUACGCCUGGAGGGCAACCCCAUUGUCCUGGGAAAGCAUCCCAACAGUUUUAUCUGCUUGAAAAGAUUGCCUGUAGGGUCAUACUUUUAACCACUACCAAUGCAGCAUAUAAACCAAAGUAUACACAUGCAUAUAAUCUGUCUCAACAAUGUCUAAAGGAGCAUAAAUAUUUAAUAUUAAUUUUGUAUCCCACUAUGAGGAAUUUUACGUUUUAAACAAGGAUGUUCAAAAAUCUUACGCAUAAUAAGCAAAAUUGAAUCCAAAGUUCAAAACAAAGUAAUGUAAAAAUAUUUAAACAGCAUUAUAAAAUCCUUAUAGUUUAUACCAUACUGCCAUUUAAAAGGUAUGUUUUUCAUAUAAAUACCCAAAUUUAAGAAGCAUUAUUUCCAUUAAUAUUGAAAUGAAAGGAUUAAGUCCAAGAAACUUUCAACUAUUUGUCUUUCCUGGCCUUUACUGGAUCCCUAAAGCAUUUAAGGAAGAAGUUCCAAAAACUUUGAAAAACUAAGUAUUUCCAGUGAUCUCCCAUUUUUCUUUUAUGAUUCACACAUUAUUCAUUAUGAAGUAGGAACUCUGUUUUCCCUCUAUUAAGGCAGCUAUUAUAUUUUUCUACCCUGAGAAAUAGGGUACUACUCUCCUAUCUAGGCAAACCUUUCCAAAUAAAGCAUAAUUUUACUCUCUGAUAAAGACCUAAUAGAGUAGUAUGCAAAGUUAUUUUGCUUUGUAGUCACACAGUUAAAGGCUUUAGUAAAACAGUACAAAAUUUUCCUUCCUGUAAAUAUUAACAUUCCAAGUCUACCAUAAAACAUUUUAAGGAGUCAAGCAGACCACAAUCAGUAUGCUCAUAAAACAAAACGAAGAAGUUGAAUGUCCAUUCUAUUUCUCAAAAAAUAGCUAUGAAGUUCCUCAUUGUAAAGGCUUUCAAAUAUGACAGAUACUGAGGAAUCCUUUUUUACCACCAUAGCAAUGAGAAUCUCGUGGUUAAAUCUGUUCAAAUGUAAGACAUGAAAACAGUUCAUUUUAUGGUGUUACUGCACACCACAGUCAUGCAAACUGACUGUAUCUUCACAAGAAAGCUUUGGAGCAACAUUUUCUAAAGACUCAGGAUUAACUGAUCAUUUCACAGUGUGAAUUCAUCUGCACUCUAAUAGUGAUGACUCAUGAUGGAACAACGCUGCAGGAUUAAAUUUCCUAAAAUAACCUUCCCUCUUGCCCAAAACCCACUCAAAAGUCCCCACACUGCACUGGGGUUACUUCCAAAACUACCAGUGCUUUGGACACACGAGUCUGAACUAUGUACAUAAAAAUUUCCAAUACUGUUUCCAACAUAAAUCAUACAUUAGAAUCAAGUUGGUCUCCAUUUACCAUUCCCAAAACAAAUAGCUAUUCAUAUUUUUAAACAUUUGUUUCUGGCUUUCCUUAAGUAGAAUGAGCUCCUAUCUGUUUUUCAAUCUUUCUCCCCUUUGUCAAGGUUGACCAAAAGAUGAGACUUUUUCAUUAAAACAUCUGUGAUCUCUUAAGGUCAUAAUAAUUACCCCUAUACUAGUUCUUAAUUCAUUUAUUUUGAUAGUAAUCAUUAACUAUAUACUAGUUUCUCAUUAUUUUGUGUGCAUGCCUCAUUUUUCUGAAAGCUCACUAAACACAUCCAAUAUUCUCUUUAUACUUUCAAUGUACCUAGCAUAAUAGUGAGCAAAUCUGAACUGAAUAUGCAUGAAUAGUGCAAAAUAAAAUUCAUUUAAACCAA